AUGGGCAAGGGCCGUGAGCUAUCAGCGACAGAACUAGGUCCGGUUAUUUCUGACGUUUCAGACAAGUUGUUCUCGGAGCAGAGCCCGCCGAGUUUGCCACCAUGCAACAGUCUGCUCAGCUCGACUGAGAACUCGCCGAAAGAACUGGUCAGCUUCGAGAGCAUGAUCCAGCAGACGACCCCAUCAGCUGUGGAAACAUUCGCUAGCGAACCCUGUGUAAACAUCCAACAAAUAUCGGAGGAAGAACGGAAGCGACUGCAACCGCUGCUGUGGCUCGAAUUAUCUUCCAUCUUCGACAAAAAUCACGUUUGCCUGGAAAAGCAAAAAGCAUUCAAGCGAAUGCGUAAGGAUAAAGGCAACGUGUUUGGAGUGUCGCUAAAUACACUCGUUCGCCGUGAGCUGCUGGUCGCCGGUGAACAUACAACCGGAUUGGUACCGCUGGUGCUGCAGGUCAUACUGGCGGAACUGACGGUGCGUGGUGUUUUAGAGGAAGGUAUUUUGCGUGUACCAGGCCACAAGAAGCAGACCGAAGCCAUGUGCAACGAGAUAGAAAAUUUUUUCUACAGCAUGCCGGAAAAGAUCGACUCGCUUAUUAAGAACGCGCCUGUGCAUGAUCUCAGUGCACUUUUGAAGUGUUGGCUAAGGGAGUUGCCGCAGCCACUGUUGAGCAACGAUCUUUUACAUAUUUUCUAUCAAACGAACGUUCUACCUUCACAAGAUCAAAAUCAAGCGAUGGCAAUACUUUGGCAGCUACUACCGGACGAAAAUCGGGACACGCUUCGAGAAUUACUCAACUUCUUCCGCCGAGUUGUGGAGCAUCACCACAUCAAUAAAAUGACCCAACAAAACGUGGCAAGGAUCAUUGCGCCCUCGUUCUUUCCACCAAGAUUUUUGCAUCCACUAGACAAGAACGAUAUCGGUGCGCAAGUGCGUAUGACUGUCCAGUGUUGUCAUCUCACUAACGUGCUACUAACCAUGGCCGAUAGCUUAUGGUUGGUGCCACAGCGUCUGGUCGAGCAGAGCAAGACGAUUAAAAAAAAUGGACAGCUAGCCAAGACUUCAGUAAAUACGAAAAACCAAUAA
This is a messenger RNA of Anopheles maculipalpis, 1083 nucleotides long. RefSeq names its product rho GTPase-activating protein conundrum-like. Gene Ontology annotation, biological process: regulation of small GTPase mediated signal transduction; signal transduction; regulation of actin filament polymerization. The coding region runs from base 1 to 1083 and encodes 360 amino acids. The transcript is spliced from 6 exons. The record is from RefSeq and is a predicted model, not a curated record. Gene Ontology annotation, molecular function: GTPase activator activity. NCBI's taxonomy places the organism in Eukaryota, Metazoa, Arthropoda, Insecta, Diptera, Culicidae. Gene Ontology annotation, cellular component: cytoplasm.